Messenger RNA from Entelurus aequoreus (snake pipefish), 591 nucleotides. It is a transcript of the gene aamdc, whose product is annotated as adipogenesis associated, Mth938 domain containing. The transcript is spliced from 4 exons. Gene Ontology annotation, biological process: positive regulation of fat cell differentiation. Gene Ontology annotation, cellular component: cytoplasm. The coding region runs from base 124 to 498 and encodes 124 amino acids. NCBI's taxonomy places the organism in Eukaryota, Metazoa, Chordata, Actinopteri, Syngnathiformes, Syngnathidae. The record is from RefSeq and is a predicted model, not a curated record.
AAAGCGUAAACCGGGAGGCGGAGCAGUUAGGGGGUGUUGACGUGUUGAAAGCACUUCCGGUUGCAGCUGUCUGUGGCGAGUUCCUAUAUUCUGAAAAGCCUUCAACCUGUGGAGGAACAUCAUAUGACCAUGUCCUCCCCAAAUAUCAGCUCCUUGUCGUGGGGUCACAUGACAGUGAAGGGCUGCUCCGCCGCCUACAAGGACUGCAAGGUGUGGCCCGGCGGCAGUCGGUCCUGGGACUGGCGUGAGACCGGGACGCAGCACCACCCGGGGGUCCAACCCGCUGAUGUGCAGGAGGUGCUGGACAGAGGAGUAAAGCUGCUGGUGAUUGGCCGAGGCAUGAACAUGGCCCUGCAGGUUCCUGCCUCCACCCUGGACUUUGUGGCACAGCAGGGGGUGGACGUGAGAGUCCUGCAGACGGAGCAGGCCGUCGCCGAAUACAACAAACUGGCCGGCCAGGGCGCCAAGGUGGGCGGGGUCUUCCACUCCACCUGCUGAAGUUGGCGUGCGAGAGACUUUUCACACAUUCUUUCACCGUGGGAAGAGUCAUGUAAUAUUUGCAAUUAAAUAUCGUCAGAGGGUCCAUUUUGU